Messenger RNA from Electrophorus electricus (electric eel), 2553 nucleotides. It is a transcript of the gene ip6k1, whose product is annotated as inositol hexakisphosphate kinase 1. Gene Ontology annotation, cellular component: nucleus; cytoplasm. Gene Ontology annotation, biological process: inositol phosphate biosynthetic process; phosphatidylinositol phosphate biosynthetic process. Lineage: Eukaryota; Metazoa; Chordata; Actinopteri; Gymnotiformes; Gymnotidae. Gene Ontology annotation, molecular function: inositol hexakisphosphate kinase activity. The record is from RefSeq and is a predicted model, not a curated record.
UACACGAUACUGUCUUACUUGUCAGGGCUCUCGUACGUCCUAACGAGGAUUGCUGUAGUCUGGGGAGUAACGUAGUUUAGUCAAGGGGGAUGUCAGUGCUUCACGUUAGUACGGGCUGUUAGCUAGCGUUAAGUGAAACGACAGGAGAUGCGGCUUAUUAACCGAUAUAUUUCAUAGCUAGCUACCGCAUGUCUUUGAAUUUUACUGAAUAGUCAAGCAAGCUAGGUUGGCUGGAAACCACUGAGGGAAUCUGAGGAAGAGAACUUAGGGUUAACUUAUUUGACACUGGUCGUGACAGCUAAUAGUAUUCAAAGGAGACCGGGUUCAGUCCUUCAACUACCAGCUGAGUCACUAUCCAAGGGUAGAAUGUUGACAAGUCUCUUUAAAUAGGACGCUGCUGUAGGAGUGUCCCGGCGCUCUCUGGACUGCGAUCAAUUGGCUGGCUGGCGUGGCCGGCGGGCUGGCUCCUCCUCCUCCCGGCGGCAACGUGCGCUCCCAGCCGCCUCCCCCCUGUGCCCCACGCUCGCCUGGCCCCCGUGCCCGAGCCCAUGCCCCCAGCUCUGCACGGCCCCCCAACGCCAUGUGCGUCCCGCACACCAUGGAGACGGGCAAUCACAGCACGGGCCCGGCCCAGGGCUGCCGCGGCGGCGUGCCGCUGGAGCCGUUCGUCCACCAGGUGGGCGGCCACACCAGCAUGAUGCGCUACGACGACCACACUGUCUGCAAGCCGCUCAUCAGCCGUGAGCAGCGCUUCUACGAAUCGCUGCCACCUGAGAUGAAGGAGUUCACGCCAGAGUACAAAGGUGUGGUCUUGGUGUGCUUCGAGGGCGACUUGGACGGCUACAUCAACCUGGUGGCGUAUCCGUACGUGGAGAGCGAGAACCUGGAGCAUGAAGAACUGUCUGAGCGUGACCAGCCACGGCGCAAGCACUCCCGCCGUAGCCUGCACCGCUCCAGCAGCGAGCACAAGGAGGAUCGUCCCACCCAUGAGAGCGAGAGUAGCGAGAGUCUGCAGGAGCUGAAGAGCCCUCGUAUCGAGCUGCAGAUCCACUCGGAUGUGCCCUUCCAGAUGCUGGACAGCAACAGCGGCUUGAGUUCGGAGAAGAUCAGCCACAACCCGUGGAGCCUGCGCUGCCACAAGCAGCAGCUCAGCCGCAUGCGAUCCGAGUCCAAAGAGAGGAAACUCUACAAAUUCCUGCUCCUGGAGAAUGUGGUGCACCACUUCAGCUAUCCCUGUAUACUGGACCUGAAGAUGGGCACGCGGCAGCAUGGAGACGAUGCAUCGGAGGAGAAAGCUGCUCGCCAGAUGAAGAAGUGUGAGCAGAGCACCUCUGCCACUCUGGGUGUGCGAGUGUGCGGGAUGCAGGUGUACCAGAUGGACACAGGCCACUAUUUGUGCCGAAACAAGUACUAUGGGCGCGGGCUGUCUAUCGAGGGCUUCCGGCACGCCCUGUAUCAGUUCAUGCACAAUGGUGCGCAGCUGCGCAGGGACCUGUUUGAGCCCAUGCUCAGUAAGCUGCACAGCCUGAAGGCCGUGCUGGAGCGCCAGGCGUCCUACCGCUUCUACUCCAGCUCACUACUCAUCAUCUACGAAGGCAAGGAGCCCGAGCGGGAAGUGUGGCCGCAGACGCCCCUCGAGCUGCCGCCCUCAAAGAAGGAGUUCCCGCCCCCGCAGCCUACCCAGGACCCUGCUCACCCUCCAGUGAUUGAGGCCCCGCCUACCUUGGAGCCACAUGGCCUGCUCCUGCAGCUGCCCAGUGUGGAUGUGCGCAUGAUAGACUUCGCUCACAGCACCUUCAAGGGUUUCCGUGAUGACCAGACAGUGCACGACGGUCCUGACCGGGGCUACGUAUUCGGACUGGAGAGUCUGAUCAAUAUUUUGGAAGCGAUCCGGGCAGAGAACCAGUAGCUAAAGAUGGCAGUCACCACUCGUCUCCGCCCCUUCCCUGUAACCCCUCCCUCCCACUCAUCCUUGAUAUUACCGUACUGUUUAUGUGGAGUACAGAAACAUGGUCUUGUUUCUGUAAAAGAAUAGCAGAUUGGUACAUGCAGGAACCAGGGAGGAAACAGCUUCGGUCGUUCAGCCGUGAGGGUUUUAUGCAGCUUCACCAUCGCCAUGCAGGGGAAAUGGAGGUGACCUCCAGUAGGGUCUCUAACUUGGCCUGCAAUUUAAGGACCGAAAUGGCAGGCAUGACCUGUUGAAACAGGAGAGGGGCCUGUUUGUGUGUCCUGUGGAUUCAUCGCCACCAUGUGGCCAACUGACAUUUUGCAGUCAGAUAAGAUUUUAAGCAGGCAGCCACAACUCAGGGCAAGUCCAGGGUCAGGUCCUCUUUACAGUUUGGGGUUGGUGCAGGGAAAGUGUGUGGGCGUGUGUGGGUGUGUGGGGAGGAUAGACGCUUUGUGGGUGGUGGUGGUCUAGGGAGGUGAGAUCCCCAUAGCAGUAUUCCUACAAGGGCCUGAGAAAGGGAGCAGUUUCGCUCAGUGUUAUUUGUGAAAGCUUUAUUGUAAAAUUCAGGUGGAAGGCUUAUAGCAGGCCCAGCCUGCCCAUCCUUG